AUGUUCCAUGUCCAGCUUCCUCCUCCUUUGAAGCGGCGCCGACACGAAAUUCCUAUACGAGUUCAACGCCAACAAGAACGGGCACGACGGAAAGAAGAGCUGCAGAAAGCCUUGAAUGCUAUUGAGAAGCUGAUCCGUUCAAAAACGCACAUCUUUGAUGCUGGCGCAAAUGGAUUACAAGCCUAUCGAGCUCGGGCAAUCCAGAGUUAUCUCACUAUGGUGGUCAAAAAUGGAAGGAAGGGCGUUGACACAUCUGAACGGGCUGCCGAGAGCCAGGGAUUUGCAGCAAAGUGGGGAGGCCGAUUGGUACGGUCAUGGGUGAAGAAAUGGAUUGCGACGCGCACACUACCGGUAUCCAAACGUGGCCAACACAUCAAGGUGUUUACCCUUCUCAAUGAUCCCACAAUCCGCGAUGAGAUGAGGGCUUUUCUUCGGUCAAAUAAAUGGACAAUGAAUCCCCAGAAGCUCGCCGACUUCACUCAGAAUAAACUUCUUCCCGACGAAGCAAAGAAAUAUGCUAAGGAGGUGCUGGAUAAGGAGAUGCCGACAGGAUUGAAGAAUUAUCUCGAGAUCGAACUGUUCCCGCGUGUGCACCAGAAAGUGAACCGAGGCAUAUCCUUACAGACAGCACGGCGAUGGCUUCGAGCAGAGGGAUUUCAGUACACCGAGUUCAAGAAGGGCUUAUAUUAUGAUGGCUGGAUUCUUGAGGGUGAGCAACCCUUGAGAAAGAAAGGAGUUGGCCGUGGGUUGCAUCAGAGUGAUGUGAUCUGCUCGACUUUUGGUUGGUUGGCCGGCGCAAGUCAGACAUUGGAAUAUGGCAAGAACUACGACGGCUACUGGACAGGUGAACUGUUUGUUAAACAGCUUCGCGAGAAAAUUAUUCCCGAGUUUGAACGCCUUCAUGGACAAGGGUUUCAAGCACUGAUUAUGGUCGAUAACUCUCAAGGCCACUCCGCGUAUUCAAAGGAUGCAUUACUCACUUCAAGAAUGAACAUGAAUCCUGGUGGAAAGCAGGCACGGAUGCAUGAUGGAUGGUUCAUGAGCAAUGGACGACGUGUUUCACAGCCCAUGAUCUUUCCCGCUGAUCAUCCUGAAUUUCCUGAUGCUCCAAAGGGAAUGAAGCACAAAUACCUUCGAGACAACUGUGAUUAUACUUUCGAAACCUUGAAGGAGAACAUGCCGAAAGCUCUUGCUUCUGUACCGGUGGAGAGGAUUCGGAAAUGGGAGCAUCGAAUGUAUCGCUGGAUGGAUGCAUAUAGGACUGGAUUGGGAGCAAAGGAUGCACAGGCUAAGGUUAAGCAGUUCAGUUCGCGACGGUAUACCUUUCAUCGUCGUGUUCCCGAGACUCUGGCACGGCAAUUUGAUCAAUAA
Desarmillaria tabescens is the source of this 1371-nucleotide messenger RNA. RefSeq lists its product as uncharacterized. The transcript is spliced from 4 exons. Bases 1 to 1371 code for a protein of 456 amino acids. Lineage: Eukaryota; Fungi; Basidiomycota; Agaricomycetes; Agaricales; Physalacriaceae. The record is from RefSeq and is a predicted model, not a curated record.